Messenger RNA from Daucus carota subsp. sativus, 908 nucleotides. RefSeq names its product large ribosomal subunit protein bL27c. Gene Ontology annotation, biological process: translation. Gene Ontology annotation, cellular component: ribosome. The record is from RefSeq and is a predicted model, not a curated record. Gene Ontology annotation, molecular function: structural constituent of ribosome. The coding region runs from base 145 to 711 and encodes 188 amino acids. NCBI's taxonomy places the organism in Eukaryota, Viridiplantae, Streptophyta, Magnoliopsida, Apiales, Apiaceae. The transcript has 4 exons.
AAAAAAAUUGACCAGGCCUAAACAAUAAAGCUGAACGGCCCAAAACAGCGGUCGGUCCGAUCCAUAUAAAUACAUGAAACCAAGAUAAGGUUGGAGCAUCCAUUUCAUCUCCCCUGCUCCUCCCUGUAUCUCUCCACAGUAGUAAUGGCCGUGAGCUUAAGCCUCAUCGGAGCUUUCAAAGGCUUAUCAUUGUCUUCAAGCUCUUCUUCUGUUUGUUUCAAAGGCGAUUUUGGAUCAAUUAAUGUGGGCCAAAAGCUUGCCAUUUCGUUUCCUAUGAAUCCUCCGUUGGUUAUCGAGUCUGCGCAUAAGAAAGGAGCUGGAAGUACUAAAAAUGGCCGUGAUUCCGCUGGCCGAAGGCUCGGGGUUAAGAUUUAUGGCGAUCAGGUUGCCAAGCCCGGUGCUAUUAUUGUUCGUCAGCGCGGAACUAAGUUUCAUCCAGGGAAAAAUGUUGGGCUUGGCAAAGAUCACACAAUCUUCUCUCUAAUAGACGGAUUGGUGAAAUUUGAAAAGUUUGGGCCCGACAGGAAACAGAUUAGCGUUUAUCCCCGUGUUGUGGUACCAGAAAACCCCAAUAGCUACAGAGCAAGGAAGAGAGAAUCCUUCAGAGUGCAGCGCGAGCGCCGAAAAGCUAGAAAGGAGGCCAGGCUUGCUGAACCUCAGUUAAUUUUGGCUUCUGCAGCUGAUACUACAAUCGAUGAACCAAAUUGCUGAUAUAUAAUGCAAAUCUAAGCAAACCAUAUCCGUAAAAUGGUUGUAGCGUGCUUUUAAUCGAUUUUGCUGUGUUUCGUAAAAGUUGUCUUCUAUGAAGUACUGAAGCUGUGAACCUGAUAGGCUAAUGCUAAUCCCAUUGUUGAUAAUUUGAUAUGUAUUCUCCUGUUCCAUCAUUCCAAAUACAAAUGAUUUGAUAA